Molecule: messenger RNA, 1074 nt
Organism: Microthlaspi erraticum
Lineage: Eukaryota; Viridiplantae; Streptophyta; Magnoliopsida; Brassicales; Brassicaceae
Source: the annotation of a GenBank genome assembly
AUGAAAAUUUUCAGCUGCUUCUGUUGUGGAAAAGGAUUUGAUCGAACAAAGAAGAAGGUGAAGAGUGAGCCAUCAAGGAGGAUUUUCUCACUGAAGGAACUUCACGCAGCCACAAACAGUUUUAAUUAUGACAACAAACUCGGCGAGGGUCGAUUUGGUAGUGUGUAUUGGGGUCAGCUUUGGGAUGGAUCUCAAAUUGCAGUCAAGAGACUGAAAGCAUGGAGUAACAGAGAAGAGAUAGAUUUUGCUGUAGAAGUCGACAUUCUUGCUCGUAUUCGCCACAAGAAUCUGUUGAGUGUGAGAGGUUACUGUGAGGAAGGACAAGAACGACUCAUUGUGUAUGAGUACAUGCCAAAUCUGAGCUUGGUCUCGCAUCUUCAUGGUCAGCAUUCUUCUGAGUCGCUUCUUGAUUGGACCAGGCGGAUGAAUAUCGCAGUAACCUCUGCUCAGGCAAUAGCCUACUUACACCAUCAUGCAACACCUAAAAUAGUCCAUGGAGAUGUGAGAGCGAGCAACGUGCUGCUUGACUCUGAGUUUGAAGCUCGGGUUACGGAUUUCGGAUAUGGUAAGCUGAUGCCAGAUGAUGCAGGAGAUGGAGCUGCUAAAACCACCAAGGGUAACAAUAGUAAUCUUGGGUAUCUCUCACCGGAAUGUGCUGAAUCAGGCAAAGAAUCAGAGAUGGGAGAUGUGUAUAGCUACGGUGUUGUUCUGCUGGAGCUGGUUACUGGUCAAAGACCUGUAGAGAGGCUAAACCAAACGACGAAACAGGGUAUAACCGAACGGGUUUUGCCUCUGGUUUACGAUAGAAAGUUUGGCGAAAUUGUGGAUCAGAAGCUGAAUGGGAAGUAUGUGGAAGAAGAGCUGAAAAGAGUGGUUUUGGUAGGGCUUUUGUGUGCUCAGAGUGAGCCAGAGAGGAGACCAACAAUGUCUGAAGUUGUUGAGUUGCUGAUGAACGAAUCUAAGGAGAAAAUGGCUUACAUUGAAGCUAAUCCACUCUUCAACCGAAUCAGUAAUGGCGGAGAAGUCACAGAUGAGAGCUCAGAGAUCAUUCCUCAAAAACAAGAACAAGAAUAG